This is a messenger RNA of Acromyrmex echinatior (Panamanian leafcutter ant), 6813 nucleotides long. RefSeq names its product HIF-1 transcription factor component sima (gene sima). NCBI's taxonomy places the organism in Eukaryota, Metazoa, Arthropoda, Insecta, Hymenoptera, Formicidae. Gene Ontology annotation, biological process: cellular response to hypoxia; regulation of transcription by RNA polymerase II. Gene Ontology annotation, molecular function: RNA polymerase II transcription regulatory region sequence-specific DNA binding; DNA-binding transcription factor activity, RNA polymerase II-specific; protein dimerization activity. Gene Ontology annotation, cellular component: transcription regulator complex; cytoplasm; nucleus. The record is from RefSeq and is a predicted model, not a curated record.
GAUAAAAUAUUCAUUUCUAACUAGAUUUAUAUCUGACUCGUAACAAGCUGCGUACGUGCUAAAUUAAUGCAAAAAUAUUGCGUUGUUUUUCAACACAUUCCCUUCUAUCGACGUUUCUCUGAGAGAUAUAAAUCACGUAUUCCGAAUUCGAUCGCUCGUAUUUCGAUUAUGUCGACUGUUUGCUCGUUCCCUUUAUACGAAAAAUCACAAAAAUAGUUUUGCAAAAAUAUUUUUACCCUGAAUUCGUAGCGUUCGAUGUCGUUUGCAUGAUGACAGUAAUAUAUUACGUCAGAAAUCUGCAGAAUGGCAGACGUCAACGUUUGAUGAGCCGCAGUAGAUAAAUCAAAAUGUCUGAAAUGGUAAAAACGUGCUCAGUGAAUUUGUUAUGUCGCACACGGCGUCGAUGAUAGAGUAUCGUUAUCGAUGAGCGAGAUAACGAUCGUUCAGAACGUCCAGCAGAAAUAGCAUCGCAUUGCUACCGGGCUUUAGUAUCGCGCGAGCCGUGAAGGUGGAUUAAAAGUCAUACUUACAUAAAGGGAGCAUGCAAGAGGACGAAGAUGACGAUCCCGCUCAUGGUUGAGUUCUCGACGGACCGCUAAACUAAAUCGUCGAUCAUCCGACUACAAUCCCGCUGACGAUUCUAAUUUCGAUCCUAGUUCUGUUAAAAUAAAGAAUAAGAGAGACAACUGAGAGAUAUAAAAAAGAUAAGCCGAUAAGAGAUAAUAGAAAAAAAUUUUUCGUCGCGACUACCGUUGAUUACUGAAGGCAGGAUGAAAAUGAUCGUAGAGACCAAAGGAUGCGUAAAAAAAUAAGUGCGAGUCAUUUGAUAUGGAUGAAACUCGAAAAGAGUAGAGUUGGCUAAGCGGAUAAAGGAGAGUGAAGAACUGAGAGAAAAAGGUAGUAAGAAUUGAGGGAAUUUUAUUUUUUUCGUGAAAAUUGCAGUCAUUGACGGUACGACGCGCGUAUCGAGUGUAAAAAGAGGCUAACUUUGUGAAAAAUAGAAAAAAAAGAGGGGACUGGAAAAAAACGCAGACAGACAUUCCACUUGUGAAGAAGAAUUUGAAUAUUAGUAUUCAGGUAUAGCAAGCAGGUUUUAUUUUUUUUUUUUGUUUUAUCUUUUUCUUUAUUAGUGCUGGGAAAUACCUGAUUAUACAUUGGCCACGUGGACUGGCUACAAUCAAGAUAAGCUCUUAGCAAUAAAAAGAGAAAGCUAGAUGUGAGAAAGAAGAGAAAUGAAAUUUCAAGCGAGUGGAAAACGAUUGAAACGUAAAAAAGAUGAAACGCAUUAAUGCAGAAAAUUUAUUUUUACAUAGAUUGAAUCUACAUAGAUUGAAUUUAUAUAGCUUUUUUACACAGAUUAAAUUUAUUACAGAGAUUGACUUGUUGACGAAUGAUAAAGAUAAUAUUUUUAAUUCUCUUCUCGAAGAAACUAGUGAAGAAAUAAGGAAAAUUAUAAAAGUUCAGAAGGAACAAAAAUAAGCGGAGUAAGUUUAGAAAACCUGAACAGUGUUUUUUAACGCAGACAAAAGAUGAAGAAAGAAAAAAGCGGGCGUGGAGAGGUGAAGGACAACGGAAUUAGCAUAAUUAAAGCAUGAAAUUUCCGAUGACUGUGAACUAAUCGCAAAUAGAAUCGGUUCUCAACGGAGAAAAAGAGACAAUAAACAAGGAAGAAAAAGGACAAACGAAAAAAACUUUGUCGAUGAAAGAUCCUCGAUAAGAUGUCAAAUUUCUAUUGAUCGUCUUGAUCGAAAUAAGUAUAAUUAGUUUUAAAAAAAAGAUAAAAAAAAAACCAGUAAAGAAGAUUGAAGAAAAUAAAGAAAAAGAAGUAGAAAACUUUAAAAGUGGAGAACAACUGAGAGAACAACUGAUUAAGUGACGUGAAAAAAUUAAGGAAUUGAAACAUGAACGCGCGUUUGCACGAGAUGGCAGCAGAAAGAGAAAAAGAAGAAGAUGAGACGAGGGAGGAGGGUGGAAACAUCAUUCUUGGCGACGGUCAUCAACAGCGAGGUCGUUGCUCCGACCUUCCCGACGACUGGAUCGGCAAGGUGUCGGGUUACACUGGUGUCGAUGCGCAUCACAUGGCGAGAGGAAGCGAGAUCGAUUUCCCGUCGCGCGAAUUGUUGAAACCACCGCUGCCGCCGUCGUCUUAUGGUCCAGCGAUCACGUUUAACAAUGUCUUACCCGACACUAUUGUCGUACCCUCUCCCAGUAUUACGUCACACGUUGGUGAUAAUGCUAGAUCACGAGCUUGCGAUAUCGAGACGACAUCUUGCUCCACGAUGAGGUUUCCUUAUGUGCCUGGUGCGAUUUGCAACGUGACAUGUAGUAAUGCACCAGCGAUGACGUGCAAUGUCACUCCAGCGAGUGCUGACGAUCCGGAGACAACGUGGUUCCGCAACGAAGGUCACUUGGUCGAGCCACAGUCGGGGGUUUGCACGGCGAACACGAUGAAAAUUUGCCAGCUGGGCUCAAUUGACGUCGAGGAUCUCGCAAUGUACUUCGAUUCACCGACGGACGGCUGCAAGCCACCCUCGUUGGGUAAUCGAGCGAUCUAUUCGAAGAAAUCGCGGUACGGACAGGUCGCAAGGAUGGACCAGUCUCAGGAGCAUCACCGCGAUGAUCUGAAUUUCCGUGAUCUACCUUCUUGCGAUCUAACACCUAGCGAUCUAGUACCCAAUAAUCUACAAACUUGCGAUAUGGGACCCAAUACACUGGGGUAUUGCGAUCUGGGGAACAACGAUCUACGGCUUCGUAAUUCAGGAUACGAUGGCCCGCCAUUUUGCGAUCCAAGACUUGGCGAUCCGCGAUUUUGCGGUAUUAGGCUGUCCGAGGAGCAGCCCCGUGAACCAGGACGACACAAUCUGGGACGAGGCGACCCGGGACUGGGCAAUUGGUUCUGCAACGACUGCCCGGAACUGUUCAAUUUCUGCAGCGAGGAACGGUGGCUGCAGUGCCCGGCGAGCGAUCGCUGUCCCUUUUAUGACACUUCGUAUGCUUACGAUGUGCCUGUUUUACCGCCAUGUAUGUACGAGAAUGGUUACAACGAUAAUUGGCAUUACGACAAUGCGGAGGACGAACAACUUCUCGAGAAUUACUUGAGCAACGAGAAGAGAAAGGAAAGGUCUCGCGAUGCAGCGCGUUGUAGACGUAGCAGAGAAACCGAUAUCUUCACUGAACUUGCGGCUGCUCUUCCGGUCGCGCCGGAACAAGCAGCGCUCUUAGAUAAGGCCAGCGUAAUGAGGUUAGCGAUUGCUUACCUCAAAGUCCGAGCUGUCGUGGAUUCCAUUCCAGUUACACUGACAAAAUCCGAGUCGUCCACAAAGAUGGAUGAAUUAUUUCCAAAAGCUCUCAACGGCUUUAUGUUAGUACUCUCUAGUGACGGCAACAUGGUCUAUCUUUCAGAGAAUGUCAGAGACUAUCUCGGAGUGUCACAAAUGGAUAUGAUGGGACAAAGUGUAUACGAAUACAGUCAUCCCUGCGACCAUGAUGAAUUGCGUGAGUGCCUGUCUUCGAAGUCGGCGGAUAACAAUGAGAAACGUACCUGCAACUUCUUCUUGCGACUCAAAUGUACUCUCACUAGCAAAGGCAGGAAGGUCAAUCUGAAGAGCGCUUCUUACAAGGUGAUUCACUGCACUGGCAGAUUGACAAACAUCCGCGACUCAAACUCGAACUCUAUGGAAGUUGAUAAUGAAGAGCGACGCAAAGAGGAUGAGGACGUGGGACAAGACACAGGCACUUCUCUAGUGCUCGUAGGUAGUCCUAUACCUCAUCCUAGUAAUAUUGAGAUACCUUUGGGACGCCAUACCUUUUUAUCGAAGCACAAUCUUAGCAUGAAAUUUACCUACGCUGACGAAAAAUUAGCCGAAUACUUGGGCUGGAGCAGUGAAGAGCUGAUGGGUCGAUCAGUCUUUGAGUUUUAUCAUGCACUUGAUAAUCUUGCGCUGGACAAAUGUUUUAAAUGCCUGUUCAGCAAGGGCCAGUGCGAGACCGUAGCGUACAGAUUCCUUGGCAAGCGAGGCGGUUACGCCUGGGUUAUUACCCAGGCCACCCUAAUCCACUGCUCCAAGCAGCAGAAGCCAAUCUCUGUCGUCUGUGUCAACUACAUCCUAAGUGGGAUCGAGCACGAGGAUGAGGUAUACAGCGUGCGCCAGCUGGCCGCGCGUGACAACGACGCCAAUUUGGUGAAGAUAGAGAAAUCGUUGCCGGUUUUGGUGCCGACCGGUAGUAGUGCUGUAUCGACGACGAAUUCGAGUCAGGUAUCGCUGAACGACGAGGAGAAGAUUCCCGUGGAGGAAUCGAUCGUCGACGACGAGUCCAGGAGCGACGAUCGACCGUUCGCCGUCACCGCGUCGAUCUUCCGUUCAAUCGACGAAAAGGGCGACUGCAAAGAAGAUUCGCAGAAGGACGGUGCCUUGCCGAAACACGCCCAGAAAGAAAAGGCGUUCGUUCUCCUCGAAAAGGCUCUCAAAGAGUCUCUGGAGGAGUCGAUUAAGGAAAACGAUGUACCGGCAACGGUGAACCGACAAUCCUUGGCCAAGAAAACGCCCUUUAUAUUACAGGGUAAACCGACGGUGGUGAACGAUUCAUCAGACAGUGUUGAACACCGUGACCGUCCGCAGUCAGUCACGAGACAUUUGUUCGUACCGCUCGCGACCUCCGUGCAACAACAAGAACAACAGCAACAACAAGAACAGGAACAGUCACAAUUAUCCUGUCGUCCGCAAACGGCUACAGCGAGCAUUUUCGCGCCUCGUACCGAGGAUAUGAAUAAAGGCUUUUUAACUUUCAGCGAGGAUCAGCCGGGUCUCACCAUGUUGAAAGACGAGCCGGAGGAUUUGACACAUCUCGCACCUACUGCCGGUGACGUGUGUGUACCUUUGGAGGACACUCCCUUCUUAUCAGAUAUGCUGGAUGAGUUUAUCUUCGGCAAUGAUAACUAUGGCUGUCCUCUAUUGAGUCCGGGAGACACUCUGACACCGGAGUUACGUUCCGCAGAUCUCUCAGGAUCCCUCAAAGAUGCAGAUCUCGUGGACACUACUACUAGAACCAAGAAUGCGGUCGAUCGUUUAGCCGAUAGUGAUCCCUUCAUGUACGGCGAUUCGCCUGGAAGUCCCUGUGGCAUCGAUCCGAGCACUGUGUCGCCGUCCCUCUCGAAGUAUCGACAAAGUCCUGAGCGCAGCGUGGACUCAUUAGGUAGUCCUACAGGAGGUAGUGGCGGCGAUGGACUCUCCGAGGACGAGAUGCUUAUGUUAGGUAUCAGCGAUAGUAUAGGGGAUGAAGAAUUAGCGCUCAGAGCACCCUAUAUUCCGAUGUCGGACCAAGACGAGGCGUUAGAGUUCCUCAUUAAUGAUAACAUGGUAAUGUGGAGCUCGUCGCAAUCUGCUGACAAAGGAUCCUCGAAAUGGUUACUCGACGAUCGAGAACGUAAUUCCGAAUCCAGUCUGGCACAAUUACUGCGAACUGAUCAAGCAGUAUCGCGACGAUACAAUGAUCACGGCGGAGGUUUGCUAAAUUCGACGAUAUUGGGACAAACACCUAGAAAAAACAUGCUUUUCGAAUCCGAUCGAUGGUCCUCUAAUCAGGAACGUCCUAAUAAACGCAUUCACUCCGGACUUAAUACGGACUCUGAAAACGAAUAUAAGCGUCUUAAGUGCGAGGACUCGUCAUUUGAGCGUAUAAAUCUUGAAGAUACUUUGGUGACGAAGCAACAGCGGCAGUCGAUAGCGCUUCACAAGAAGUCGCCGCCGACUUUCGGUAACACCUGUGGCAGCCAGCUUCUGCGUCGCCUCGUCUCGUCACAGAUGCCAAAUAUCGUGUCACAGGUGGCAACUUUGCCUGAUAGUAACGGCCAUAUUCGCAGUGACAACGAACGUCAUCGCGAGGACUUUUCGAAGCAGCGUGAUAGCGACCUCGAUGAUAUCAUCGAUUUUGUUGAAUCGGAAGGCGACCGCGGUGGGGGAGGAGGCGGAGGCGAAAAUCACGGUGGUAUCGGUGGCCUAGACAAGAUCGAUGCAACAAGUCGGAGAAGGAAUCCUUCCUGCGGCAGCAGUGUGCUAAUGAAUCUCCUGGUUUCCGGCUGCGACGAUCCUUUGAUGAGUUCUUGUGAUAUGUCAACUGUGUUAUCGAGUAACCUGACUCCGUUAUCCAUCAAUGUGGACAAUCAAAUAGUUCCACACUGUGCGAACACAGAUGUCAUAUCUUUGCCCGAUCAUCUCAGCCCGGACACCAGGAAGCAUUUAAUCGGGCCCUUUACCGGUGGUGGGGACGAAGGUACUCCUAUAGUCUCACCCACGACAUCUUUCGACAGCUUUGACUGGAUUCGCGAUGGAUCCACGGGCUUGCUUCAAGUGGGAUCAGAUCUACUUGGGGGACUGCUGGAUCGAAAUCUAGUGUGAUCCAGCGCGAUGCCAUUUAUGCAGACCUGCCAAAAAAUCGAUCAGGGAAAUUAGAAGCCGGAUUUGUUCAAUAUUCGCUUUUUCGUAACAAGUCUCAGAAAUUUUUUUUUUCACUCUUUUGUAACACCAUCCGAGUUGUUACUUAUUGUAAAAAUCAAAUUAUAAUUAAACUAUUAAUUUUAAUUUGUUCUUUCAACGUUACUCGAUUUCAGAGUUUGUGCAAUAUAUUAAAUAAAGAGCGGAAAAAGGAAUUACAGUGCAAUCGAAACGUUACGCAUAAAGAGAUUUUAUAUGAAUCUUGCUUCUAAUUUCUGCGUGUAAAUAGUCGGUUAAUUCCCGGUGCUUUUUAAUAAUUCGCUAAGCAUUCGAAAAUCUCAGAAAUGCGAUAAAUGCAGUUUAUAUUAAAUGUUCAAAAGAA